AGAAGAAAGGAAAGAAAUGGCACCGGUCGGACUACCUCCUGGUUUUAGGUUCCAUCCGACCGACGAAGAGCUUGUGAAUUAUUAUCUCAAGAGGAAAAUCAACGGCCAAGAAAUCGAACUUGACAUUAUUCCUGAGGUUGAUCUCUACAAAUGCGAACCAUGGGAGUUAGCAGAAAAAUCAUUUUUACCAAGUAGAGACCCAGAAUGGUACUUCUUUGGACCCCGGGAUCGAAAAUACCCAAAUGGAUUUAGAACAAAUAGAGCAACUCGAGCUGGAUAUUGGAAGUCGACUGGAAAGGACAGAAGGGUUACAUGCCAGAGCCGACCCAUUGGAAUGAAGAAGACGUUGGUUUACUACAGAGGACGAGCGCCUCAGGGGAUUAGAACUGACUGGGUUAUGCAUGAAUAUCGCCUUGACGACAAGGAAUGUGAGGACCCCUCCGGAAUUCAGGAUACGUAUGCGCUUUGUCGCGUGUUCAAGAAAAAUGGAAUCUGUUCUGAAGUAGAAGAGCAAGGGCAAUGUAGUUUAUCAUUACUUGAGAGCUCACAGGGUGUAAUAAAUGAGUAUGAAACCAUGUCUCCAGAUGUUACCAUGGCAUCAUCAUCAUGCUUGGAUGAGGAAGACAAAGAUGAUUCGUGGAUGCAGUUCAUCACAGACGAUGCAUGGUGUUCUUCUAACGCAGCUGUGGGUGGUGGUGGUGGUGAAGAAGUCUCUCGCGUGGCAUUCACAAAUUAAACCAUCUAGUAGCAUGCACGAUUGGAGGCCAAUAACAUUAAAAAAGAAAAUAUUGGAUAUAAUAAGACACUAUUCGAAAACAGUUUCUAAGAUUUUUCAAUUUUCAUAUGUAGAUUAAUUAUCUCUAAUUGAAUUUGAUGGUUUGGUUGGGUUGCUUCAAUAGGGUCAAUUUAUCGGAUGACUCUAUGGAGAGUUUUUUUUUUUUUUUUUUAAUUUUUUUUUUUCUCUUGAGAUUUGCCUCUUCUUCGUGGCAAUUUGGGUGUUACUUGUGGAAUAAAAGGACAUAAGUGUUACUUA
Messenger RNA from Quercus lobata, 1033 nucleotides. Its product is annotated as NAC domain-containing protein 86-like. Bases 17 to 736 code for a protein of 239 amino acids. Gene Ontology annotation, molecular function: DNA binding. The transcript is spliced from 3 exons. Gene Ontology annotation, biological process: regulation of DNA-templated transcription. Lineage: Eukaryota; Viridiplantae; Streptophyta; Magnoliopsida; Fagales; Fagaceae. The record is from RefSeq and is a predicted model, not a curated record.